AUUGCACACUAUAACGAAAUGUUACCUCUCUACUUCCCCAUUCGCCAUACGUAGACAUGCUAGCUAGAGAUUAGCGCUGGUGCUGAGAGGGAACAAAGGAUAUCGGGGGCAGAACCCAUGACGAGGACAGCCGAGGAUAGUCCUUCAUACCUCUGACAAAAUGUCAAAACGGCCGUCCUAUGCCCCGCCCCCUACCCCAGCCCCCGCCACACAAAUGCCCACCACCCCUGGCUUUGUGGGCUACAACCCAUACAGCCAUCUGGCCUACAACAACUACAGGCUGGGAGGGAACUCCGCCGGCAACAACAGGAACUCCUCAGGGAUUACGGUCCCGAAGCCGCCCAAACCGCCAGACAAGCCCCUGAUGCCCUACAUGCGGUACAGCCGGAAGGUAAGCAGGAAGGUUUGGGACCAGGUCAAAGCGUCUAAUCCCGAUCUGAAGCUAUGGGAGAUUGGGAAGAUCAUCGGGGGUAUGUGGAGAGACCUGUCGGACGAGGAGAAGCAGGACUACCUAAACGAGUACGAGGCUGAGAAGAUUGAAUACAAUGACUCCUUGAAGGCCUACCACAACUCCCCGGCCUACUUGGCCUACGUGAAUGCCAAGAACCGUGCCGAGGCGGCCCAGGAGGAGGAGAACAGGCAGCGGCAGUCUCGCCUGGACAAAGGGGAGGCCUACAUGGCCAUCCAGCCCGCAGAGGACCCCGAUGUGUCGUCGUCGUCGUCAUCCCACUCCUCAUCAUGGCUGUGUGGUGUGUCCUCCGCAGAUUACGACGACGGCUUCUCCAUGAAGCACAGUGCGGCCGCGCGCUUCCAGCGCAACCACCGGCUCAUCAGCGACAUCCUGAGCGAGAUCGUGGUGCCAGACGUGCGCUCCGUCGUCACCACCGCUCGCAUGCAGGUCCUGAAGCGCCAGGUCCAGUCACUCAUGGUGCAUCAGAGAAAACUGGAAGCGGAGCUGCUUCAGAUUGAGGAUCGCCACCAGGACAAGAAGAGGAGGUUCCUAGAGACCACUGACUCCUUCAACACAGAACUCAAACGGCUGUGUGGCUUGAAGGUGGAGGUGGACAUGGAGAAGCUGGCGUCAGAGAUGGCCGCCGCGGAGGAGGCGGCUCGACGCCGGGCGGAGGAGAGAGAGAAGGAGGCGGCCGAGCAGGCUGAGAAGGCAGCAGCAGCUGCAGCCGCCGCAGCGGCAGCCCAACAACAGCAACAGGAAAAACAACAACAGGAAAAACAACAACAGGAAAAACAACAACAAGAACAGCAGCAGGCUGCAGCCAGCACGGCUAAUGCUAAUGCUACUGCUACUGCUACCACUGCCGCCACCCCUGCAGCCAAGACGCCGCAGGCCAGCUCCACCCCCGAGCAGAGCCCAGCCAGCAAGGAGGCCUCAGAGGACACGCCCACCCCCAUGGAGACAGAUGAGGCCCCCCCCAGCGAGAGUGGCGCCGGCGAGAGCCAGCCGGCCGAGGUAGAGGACAAGGACAAGGCAGCGGUGGACAAGGCGGCAGCAGCAGCAGCACCUCCGUCACAGCCACCAGCCCCCACCCCUGCUGCCACUCCUCCUCCUGCUCCUGCUCCUGCUCCUGCUGCAGCGCCUCCUCCUCCUCCUCCUGCUGCUCCUCCAGCCCCGGCCUCGACCCCGGAGAGCACCCCCACCCCGCCAGGCGCAGAACCCCCCGUGGUGGAGGGCACCACGCAUGAGGGGACCACCGACAGCACUGCUUCCUCUGAGAGCAGUGGCACCACCAACACCAACUCCUCUUCCUCCUCCUCUUCUUCCUCCUCUUCCUCUUCCUCCAACACGCCCUCCACUAACACCACCUCCUCCAACCCUCCAGGACCAGAAGCCCCUGCUGCCCCCCCCGCCGCCGCCAGCGCCGCUGCUGCUGCUGCACCACCACCUCCUCCCCCCGAGCCCCCUGCCCCAGAGGAGCAACCACCUGCACCUCCCCUCCAAUAAUAUCCCUCACCGCACCCCACUGUUUACCUGCCUGACCCCCCACUACCACCCCCGCGCCACUUUCCCCGGCAGCACCAACCUAGCCUCCCUCACAGCCACCUCUAGCCAAUGCCUUUAGCCAUCCUAUAACUCAUAGGGUGCUAGUUCUUGCUUCGGUCCGGUGUGUACUCAGCACUGGGUUUGUUAUGUAACUAGUUCAGCAGGGCAGACUAGCUCUGAAUGUUCCGUCUCUCUAGACAGGACUGAGGGCAGCAGAGUGCUUUUUUUUAGAUUAAAAAAGUAAUUUUUAUUCCGCUCACUCACGGCACCUAUGAGCUUUAUCAGGCCGACUGAGGAUACUUUGAAACCCCCUUUAGAUCGAGCUGGCUUUCAUUACCAAAACACACACAGCAGCUUACCUGACUUUGGAAGCUGCGCUGUGCUGUACUGUACUGUGCUCUCCUCUCUCUCCAGGCUAACGAGGCCCCUCGCCCACUUCAGGAAAUGGCAACUAUAGCAGUGGGGAUCCGUGCCAACUGUCUAGGAAGUGACACCAGUGUACCUGCUGGUCUCCUGCCCUCCUCAGCCCCUAUGCAAGAGAAGAGAAGAGGGGGGGUGGGGGGCCUGAUAUCAGGGGGCUCUGGGCUCAUGCCAGCUGUUCUCCAUGCCUUAGGCACAUUUUGUCAUUCUGUCUUCCCCCUCUUUCUUUCUUUCUCUCUCUUUAACCCCUGCCCUAACCCCUCUCCCUCCCUCUCUUUUUUUUGACAUGCUAUAUUUGGUUGCCUCCUUUUUUAUAUUAUAAAAUUAGUGAGAAGAUCUCUAGUGUGAACGGACUGUAGUUACCGACUAUUUUACCAAAAAAAUUCCCCAACCUCAUGAGCUGGAUAUUUGACUGUUUUAACAUCUGAUGUAUUCACUGUUAUUAAACGGGUGAUGGAAGGUGACUUUCACAUCCCGUCACUAACUGCAUAUCUGUCAUGACAUGGAUUCCUUUUUAGAUUUGUUGAAAUUGGACCUUUUAGCAAGCCUUUGUCACCCUUAUAGUUUUUGUACUGUUAAACUAUAUUACUCCAAUAAAGUAAUUUCUAUUGUGAAAUA
Molecule: messenger RNA, 3037 nt
Organism: Engraulis encrasicolus (European anchovy)
Lineage: Eukaryota; Metazoa; Chordata; Actinopteri; Clupeiformes; Engraulidae
Gene: smarce1
Product: SWI/SNF related, matrix associated, actin dependent regulator of chromatin, subfamily e, member 1
Exons: 11
Coding region: 161-1960 (599 amino acids)
Biological process (GO): negative regulation of DNA-templated transcription
Cellular component (GO): SWI/SNF complex
Molecular function (GO): nuclear receptor binding; nucleosomal DNA binding
Source: RefSeq, a predicted model, not a curated record